GCAGCCCCCGGCAGCCGCCAGCGCUGGCGGCGCACCCAGCCGGCCCUCCCCUCCCUCCGCUCCCUCCUCCAUCCCCGGGCUGCCGGCUCCCCGCCGCGGGCCUCCCCUCCGGCGCGAUGUUAUGGCCGAGCCGGCGCAGGGCGUGCGGCGGGAGGAUGCGGCGGUUCCCAGCUGCGAGGACUACGAGUGCAAGAUCUGCUACAACUACUUCGACCUGGAGCGGCGGGCGCCCAAGCUGCUCGAGUGCCUGCACACCUUCUGCCAGGAGUGCCUGAGCCAGCUGCACCUGCGGGCAGCGCUGCAGCCCUCCUCCUCGGAGCCCGGCUCCCUCGCCUGCCCGCUGUGCCGGCACCGCACGCCGCUCCCCGACCACCGCGUGCACCGCCUGCCCGUCAACACCAAGCUGGCGGCCGCCUGCCCUCCGCAGCUGCGGGCCCGAGACCCGGUGCCUCAGGACCGGCUGCCGCCACUGCCGCCGCCCCGGCAUCCCCGCGAGCCGCCUCCUCCGCCCCCCGCCAGCCCCGCCGCCCCCGGGAGCGGCCGCUGCGAGAGCUGCCAGAGCUGCAAGCGGGCGGCGCUAAGCGCGGGCUGCGUGUGCGUCGUGGUGUCCUUCCUCUCCAUGGUGGUGCUGCUUUUCACCGGCCUCAUCUUCGUCAACCAGUACGGCGGGAGCGCUGGCGGGGGGGGGCCCGGCGCGCCCUCGCCCGUGGGGCCCAUCUGCCUCUCGGCCGCCAGCGUCCUCGCGCUCUUCUCCGUCGUGGUCACGUGGCUCGUCUGCUGGAUCAAGUACCGGCCCGCGGCGGCCAACGGCAGCGCCAGCGCGCGGGGGCCCGGGCGCGCCAGCCGCAACUAGCGGGGGGAGGGAACGGCGGA
This is a messenger RNA of Cuculus canorus (common cuckoo), 873 nucleotides long. It is a transcript of the gene RNF228, whose product is annotated as RING finger protein 225. The record is from RefSeq and is a predicted model, not a curated record. NCBI's taxonomy places the organism in Eukaryota, Metazoa, Chordata, Aves, Cuculiformes, Cuculidae. Gene Ontology annotation, molecular function: ubiquitin protein ligase activity. Gene Ontology annotation, biological process: protein ubiquitination. The coding region runs from base 122 to 853 and encodes 243 amino acids. The transcript has a single exon.